AUGGAUAAUUAUAAGAAAUACCUCUUUGAUGAGAAAUUUCAGGAACCUUAACCUCGCAACACCUAUUCCUUUUAAGCUUAAGAAAGCUAAGAAGAACAAUAGAUUGAAUCAAACUUUGAUGAUGAGUAUAAAAGGGAUUUUCUCUAAAACCAAAUCAAAAAUGUGAAAGAGAAACUCAUCAUGAUGGGUUUUCCACCCUUAGGAGAUUUGUAUAGUAAUAAUAACACAGAAGUGGAUCUCACUGUUAAAUUAUUGGUCUCAUUUAUCAAACAAAGAAGGGAGGAUAUGGAUUUCAAGAACUCAUAUCAUGAGAAAAUGAGUAAGAUUGAGGCAGAGAAAUAACAAUUAUCAUAGAAUUUGGAAAGAGUUAGCAACAGUCGAAAAAUACUUGAAUAAGAAAAUACUAAUUUAUAGGCGAAAAUCAAGAGUGCAGAGAAGGUCUAGAAGGAAUAAGUCAAUAAAUUAAUGGCAGAAAAGGAAGACUAUUAAAAAUAAUUAUCAAAAUUAUAAAGUCGUUCCACUUAAUUUGAACAUGAGUUAAAGUAGCGUGAUCUUGAGAUUUAAAAGAUUAAGGAGCACAUCAAAAAACAAUAGUCAUCCAAAACUUAUAAAAAUAGCUUAGAAAUUACAUAGCCAAUAGAAUAGGGAGGACCUAGUUUAUUUGCUGCCAAUGGAGAAUAUGAGUUUAGUUAGGUUGUAAUGAAAAAAUGGGAGGAAGUGAAUAACAAAUUGUUAAGGGAAAAUGAAUAAUUGAGAGAGAACCUCAUUAAAAUUCAUAAUGAAUUAGGCGAAAUCCUUUAAAUCAGAAGGGAGGUUUAUAUAAAGAGAAGGAAAAUAGAUUUUGGAGAUGAAAAUAUCCCUUAGGAAUUGGACAAUCCUUUAUAAAAUAUGCAUCAGUUUAAGACUGAUUUGUACAAGGCUCCCCUCGAAACAAAUGGUAAACAAGCUGUCCAAAUGCUAACAGAAAAUCUAUAGACUUUUAAGGAAUUGAUGAAGAAAUUCGAUUAAUAGUAUGAGUUGCAAAUGAAUGAAGAAGAUAUUGAAAUUGAAGGAGAAGGGGGAAAGAUUAAGGCUUGUAAGAACUUGACAGAAUUAUUUAAGAAUUAUAAUUAUAUUUUCGACGCAUAGGAUAAGAUGAUUAGUCAAAUAAUCAAUAAGAGUUAAAACCUCAAGAAAAUCGAUGAGUUAAACUUUAAUUUGAAUCGAUUCAAUAGAGUGUUGGAUGAUAAAUAGAUCGAUGAUGUUAAGAAGUAUUUGCAGGACCAAAAGAAAUAUUUGGAUGAGUCCAAGAAUGAGAUGGAUAUGAUCAAGAAACAAUUUUAAUAGUAGUUGAAAAAAAGGGAGGAGGAAAAAUAAAUAAUUUAGAUGAAAAAAUAGAUGCUAGAAGAGACUAACGAGAAGUUUAAAGAAAACAUUAGAUUAUUAGAAAACGCAAGCAGAUAGGCCCUUUAAUAACUUAAUUAAGAAUACAAGUGA
Molecule: messenger RNA, 1476 nt
Organism: Paramecium tetraurelia
Lineage: Eukaryota; Ciliophora; Oligohymenophorea; Peniculida; Parameciidae
Exons: 4
Source: RefSeq, a predicted model, not a curated record